Molecule: messenger RNA, 1674 nt
Organism: Aspergillus ruber CBS 135680
Lineage: Eukaryota; Fungi; Ascomycota; Eurotiomycetes; Eurotiales; Aspergillaceae
Product: SMP-30/gluconolactonase/LRE family protein
Exons: 4
Coding region: 351-1583 (410 amino acids)
Source: RefSeq, a predicted model, not a curated record
CUAAUAAAUUGAAUUAUUGCAGAUCAGAAAGCCAAGCUUGGAAACCGACUAAACCUUGGGGCUGGUGACCUUUUCGAUUCGAUUGGAUGCGUGCUCCGAUUAAUGCAGUGCGAGGCCUUUAUGGAAUAAUGCCAUCAACUUCUAAACCCCUCUUUGUUUGUGAAACUGUGGAGAAACAGCGAAGACCGGAAAUAAAGCCAGGGGUCAGAAACAUAUAAACAGAUCGAUGGCCUUAUGGGGUCAACCUUAAUAGAAGAGUGUUUCUCGGUUCCUGGUUCCUGAUUUCCCGCCAAGUUCCUCCCCUCCCGGUCCUUGCAGGAUACACCGUCUCAUAGAGCGAUUGCUUCAGAAUGCAUGUGCGCCUCUCGGCUCUUUGUUUCCUCCUAGCUGGUAUCACUCGUGCGCAGACCGGUGUUACCAAUCCGAUUUCGGAAGAUUGCGGCCCCUCGGUGGUAUGCAUCAAUAAAUAUGCCAAUGUGCUCCCAUACCACUUCUUCCGCAAACUAUCUACUGCCGAUGUUCCUUCGACUUUUGGCGACAUCACCUACGGCAAUGGUACUCGGUUAGAUGACGUCAAAUCAGCCGAUUUCCUUGUUUUCGACAAAGAACGCGGUCUCGAGGUCCUGGGCUCUAAGCCCAGCUAUAAGUUCAUGUUCAGAGUCCCUGAGGUCGUUCACGAAGCGCCUGUCUAUGUAGCCUCGCAGAAUAAGCUUUACCUGUCCCAGUUGACGCCGGGAUAUCUCCCUCAGCUGGUCGUCAAUUUGAAUCAGGAUCCGCCAAAGCUGUCCGAAUAUCUCUCGAACCCGCCUGUCUACGCUCCCAAUGGUGGUACGUUCCACAACGGCAAGAUCGUCUGGGGUGCGUCUGGCGGAAACAGGUCCGUCAGGGGCAGUGAGCAACGACUGGGGUUGAGAACAGUGGACCCAAAGACGAACCAAUCGGCAACCCUGGUCAACAACUACUUUGGAUACUAUUUCAACACGAUUGACGAUGUUGCUGUGCAUCCGAAAACGGGGGACAUCUGGUUCACCGACCCAGACUAUUCAUGGUGGAAUUCUCUCACCGAUACCGCUCCUCAACUUCCAACCGCCAGCUACCGGUAUAAUGCGACCUCUGGCGCUGUGUUCGUGGUGGAUGACAGCAUUACCCAGCCUAAUGGUAUUGCGUUCAAUCCGGAGGGGACGCUUGUGUACAUCAGUGACACUGGCGCUGGAAGAAACACGGUGGACCCGAAAUUCGGCCAACACAAGAACACCUUCAACUCAUCAGUGGGACACAGAACCAUCUACGCAUUUGACCUGAGCGAGGAUGGCACUCGCGCUACAAACAAGCGACCUGUCUAUUUGUCUCCUGAAUAUGUGCCCGACGGUCUCAAGGUGGCUGCAAAUGGGUACAUACUUACAGGAAAUGGGAGAGGUGUAGAUGUCCUUGACUCCUUUGGCCAGCUUCUCCUGACGGUUCAGACCAACUACACCGUUCAGAACUUUGCUUGGACCGGUCCUGAGCUCAAGACUCUCUGGUUGAUGGGCGCUGGUGGAAUAAGCAGGGUUGAAUGGGAUCUGGCAGGCCAAGAAUUGAGGUGAUCUCAAUUUUAAUGGCAUUGAUGCCGACAAUAGUGUUGUAAAUAUGUUUGGAUGAUGAUCUAUGUCUGAAAUGUCCGCUGGGACCACGCCC